CAGCGGCACGAGGUUAGUGAUAAGAAUGGCUCGUUUCUUCGAGGGAGAAGACUGAGCUCAUUGAGGCCAUUCGUUUGCUUGCAAAGCCAGCGGUGGAUAUGCCGGCGAUCGGGAUUGCGAUGAACUCUGCACUGAUUCUCCCUAAUGAUGCCGAUCGGAGAUCUCCGCCGACGCCCUUCCUCGGAUCGUCGAGUUCGCGUAGUCUCUCCUCUUUCUUCUAUGUAUCCGGUUGCCAUCAAAUGGACCUCCUCCACAAGGCGGUAGCUGGGGCGGGGAGGAGGAAGGAGUGCUUCGGAGUGAGGAGCCCGAUCGUCGUCUCCCCCAAGGCGGUCUCCGACUCCCAGAGCUCGCAGACGUGCCUCGACCCCGAUGCCAGCCGGAGUGUUCUAGGGAUUAUACUUGGGGGAGGUGCUGGGACACGCUUGUAUCCUUUGACAAAGAAGAGGGCUAAACCGGCAGUACCUUUGGGUGCUAACUAUCGGCUUAUUGAUAUUCCUGUCAGCAAUUGCUUGAACAGUAAUAUUUCCAAGAUUUAUGUUCUCACACAAUUCAAUUCUGCAUCUCUCAACCGUCAUCUUUCACGAGCCUAUGCAAGUAACAUGGGUGGGUACAAGAAUGAAGGUUUUGUUGAAGUCCUUGCUGCACAACAGAGUCCAGAGAACCCUAACUGGUUUCAGGGUACUGCAGAUGCAGUUAGGCAGUAUUUGUGGCUCUUUGAGGAGCACAACGUCAUGGAGUUUCUAAUACUUGCUGGAGAUCAUUUGUACCGGAUGGACUAUGAGAAAUUCAUUCAAGCGCAUAGAGAAACAAAUGCUGAUAUUACUGUGGCUGCAUUGCCAAUGGAUGAAAAGCGUGCAACCGCUUUUGGUCUGAUGAAGAUUGAUGAAGAAGGGAGAAUAACAAAAUUUGCAGAGAAGCCAAAAGGACAACAGCUAGAGUCAAUGAAGGUUGAUACCACUAUUCUUGGCCUGGAUGAUGAAAGAGCAAAAGAGUUGCCUUUUAUUGCAAGUAUGGGUAUCUAUGUCAUCAACAAGGACAUAAUGAUGCAAUUACUUCGGGACAAAUUUCCAGCAGCAAAUGACUUUGGGAGUGAAGUUAUCCCUGGCGCAACUAAUAUUGGGUUGAGGGUACAAGCUUAUUUAUAUGAUGGUUAUUGGGAGGACAUUGGUACAAUCGAGGCAUUUUACAAUGCAAACCUUGGAAUAACCAAAAGACCAAUACCAGAUUUCAGCUUUUAUGAUCGUUCUGCGCCAAUCUAUACACAACCUCGGUAUUUACCACCUUCAAAGAUGCUUGAUGCUGAUGUGAUUGACAGUGUUAUUGGCGAGGGAUGCGUGAUCAAAAACUGCAAGAUCCAACAUUCUGUAAUUGGACUUCGUUCUUGCAUUUCUGAAGGUGCAAUCAUAGAAGAUACGUUACUGAUGGGAGCAGACUACUAUGAGACUGAUGCUGAUAAGAGGCUAUUAGCUUUGAAAGGAAGUGUUCCUAUGGGCAUUGGGAAAAACUCCCAUGUCAAAAGAGCUAUCAUAGACAAGAAUGCUCGUAUUGGAGAUAACGUAAAGAUCAUCAACAGUGAGAAUGUGCAAGAAGCAGCGAGGGAGACUGAAGGAUUCUUUAUCAAAAGCUGCAUAGUGACUGUGAUAAAAGAUGCAUUAGUCCCCAGUGGAACUGUCAUAUAGAUCUCACCUCACCUAUUAAUUCUAUCAAUCUUAAGCAACUGAGUAUUCUUGUUUACUUCUGUGGCGUAUUUUUCAACUCCUGUCCAACUCCUGUCCCCAUUGUUCAUCUGCUUAAUGUCUACAGUUAGUCCAAGAAGAAUGAGAAUUGGGUCACACAAAA
Messenger RNA from Zingiber officinale, 1839 nucleotides. RefSeq names its product glucose-1-phosphate adenylyltransferase small subunit 1, chloroplastic-like. The record is from RefSeq and is a predicted model, not a curated record. The transcript has 9 exons. Gene Ontology annotation, biological process: glycogen biosynthetic process. Gene Ontology annotation, molecular function: glucose-1-phosphate adenylyltransferase activity. Lineage: Eukaryota; Viridiplantae; Streptophyta; Magnoliopsida; Zingiberales; Zingiberaceae. Bases 99 to 1679 code for a protein of 526 amino acids.